Molecule: messenger RNA, 927 nt
Organism: Desarmillaria tabescens
Lineage: Eukaryota; Fungi; Basidiomycota; Agaricomycetes; Agaricales; Physalacriaceae
Exons: 10
Coding region: 1-927 (308 amino acids)
Source: RefSeq, a predicted model, not a curated record
AUGUCUGCGCAAAUGGUUGCUUGGGAACGGCUGGACGUGGUGGUUCGGAAACAAGAAUUGAUCGGAUCCCAAUUUGGCAUGGUUCUCCUUCUUACCAUCACCUCCCCAUACCUCGACGCGCUGCUCCCGCCUAUUUGCCCUGUACAAAGUAUAGCAGGCAUCCCACGCGUUUCAGCAAUCUUCAUAGACGGUGAAUUGGCGCGACGACAAAUCCGUGUUCGCUCGUGGCUCUGGGGUGAUACCACCUGCCCACACAUUUACGCCUAUCGCGCCAUCCGACUACGACAGGUGUCAUACACGUAUCAUGAAUCUCUUAGGACGACCGGCUUGACCGCCAUCGCGACACAGAUUGCGAAUUGGCAGAAUGACGGAUUUAUGUCUUUGCCUAGAUUUUCCUGGAUACGGGCCUCCGCUCUUUUAUGGAUAAACGAAGCUGAUUUCCGUGCUUUCCGAAUGUUGCAUAUAUGUUACGGGGUGGAACAUGUGGAAAGACAGACUAUUCAUGACCGGAAGGGAAGUCGCAGUUGUAUGUCUGUUGUCUCGGCACGUAUCUCCACUGCUUACAUUCUCUCUCACCAGUCCGACGUGUGGACCAGUACAGUCUUUCGGUAUGAACACCUUCCGAACCCCGAUUCAAUCCACGACUUCCCGGGCUAUCAAAUGCCGUCCAGAGGCCUAGACUGGCGUCGUGUUCCUUUUAUGUUACGCCUUGUGUGCCACAGAUGGAACCAAAAGUUUAAGAAGAUAAAGCGGGUCGCAGGGGGCUCUGAUGUUCUGGCAGCGGUCAUCGAACUUAUAUAUCUUACAGUCUAUCGUGGCUCAUCAGUUCGAACCCACCUCGAUGCUUGUGCACAGUGCCUCUUCGAAAUUUCGCAUAUAUCCAUCAUUUCCCAGCCACGUCAGGCAAACGUCAGGAUCACUGUGUAG